UGCCGCCAGCAGCGGCGUGUCGCCGAUUUCGUCUUUGCCGACAUCCAGCAAGUGCAGCUCGCCGGACCGUAACAUGCCCCGGAAGUGUUGCGUUUUGCACUGCAUUUUCCUUGUGAUAUGGGAGAUCGCAACGCAGAGACGACCAGAUGCAUACGAAAGACUACCAGCGGAGAGUGACCUGUGCCAUAUUUCUCUUAACCUCUCAGGUAUUCAAGAAAUGGCAACAUCCAGAAGAAGACGCCAUCUUAUCCAGCACGUUAUGGGUACACUCUGGUGGCUCCCGCCCCUGCAUCCUACCACCACCGUGUCCUCACUAUGUUCACUAGGGAGUUCGAAGCCUUUGGCGGCUCCUGCCACUGCGUCCUGCGACCACCGUGUCCUGACUACGUCCACUAGGGAGUUGGCAGCCUUCGUGAUGAUGCCAAGCAGGCUGGAAGCCGACAGAAAGAUUGAGGUUGCCUCGAAAUUUUACCCAAGCCGUGCCACACACUUGGGCCAGGCCUCUUGCAAACGACGUAUAACCAGGCUGAACGCAUGAUGUCGAGUGAGUCCGGAGAUCGAGGCAACCUGCUGUGCAACCAGCAUGCAACCUUUGGUGACCCUCUACAUGUUCCACCUAUUUCACAGCUGCACUCAGCUUCCACCUAUCCAAACCGCAUCACCAGCUGUGGUCACUCAUCGAACCAUGGAUGAAUGUUGGGGUGGAGUGAUCUGAAGCGACAUUCUUUUCGUCUCUUCAAAUCCUUAGCAAAUACUUGUGUUAAUAUAAUUAAUAUGUGUCUUUAGUGCCUAGUUUUUAAUGGUUCCUUUCAAUUAGAAUUCUCGCCAUCGAUUCCUGCUAUUAUAAUACAUGUCUGUCUUUAUGCUCAGUUUUUCAUAGUUCUUUUGUACUUGUCUAUGUAAUUGAUAGGUUCAUACUUCUUGUUAUACAGAAGGCUA
Molecule: messenger RNA, 939 nt
Organism: Dermacentor albipictus
Lineage: Eukaryota; Metazoa; Arthropoda; Arachnida; Ixodida; Ixodidae
Source: RefSeq, a predicted model, not a curated record